AUGAUUCUCAACACUCUCAUUUUUGUCGCGGCACUUGCCUCGCAACCCUUGGCUUCACUGGCAGCCCCCGUCGAGCCGAUCCGGGACUUUAAUGCCGAAGAUUGGAGCCUCAUCAACUUCCGACGAUCUUGCGCGGAGGACCAGAGCAGCUGUGACUACAGCUUUCUGAUUACCGAAUCCGCCGCAAACACCCCCAAGGAGUGUAGCUUCACGAUCCAAGCCGUCGAUCGCCCCGCCUACCAAACUAGCUUCUCACUGGCCAAGUGCCCCGGCGCAACUGAGUACAGCAUCAACGGCGGCUGGAACGACCUUGGCUUCGUCACCCUGUCGGUCAUCAACGACAAGAGGAGCCUCAUCUCUUGGUUCUCGUACAAGGACGACACACUUGCGAGCGGCGCCGAGACUGGUGCUCAGAAGUCCAAAGUGUACUUCCACCCCAUCUCUGUGAAGCGAGACAUCUCGACGAAGGAUCACCAUGAAAGUCUGGCGGAGGCUUCUGACUGGAAACUAGUGAAUGUUGUGAGAUACACAGUCAACCAGGGCACGCCUCAGGAGACAGUGGUGGUUUCCUUCUCAAUCAUGAGCGGCGAAGAAAACGAAAGCGAGAACGUGUCUGCGGAGUACUGUUUCCUUGAAGUACCAGUGGUUCAGGAAGACGGCGCAUCGUCGAAUAGCUUCUUCGGCCGUGAAUGUCAACAAGGUGCCAAAGGCUGGCAGGUCUCUUGGGGCCACAACGAGGUGACCGACGAGGUGGUUAUGACACUUGUCAACCAAGAAAAAGGCAAGCAGGCCUGGUUCGGGUUUAACAACGUCAGCACGCAUGUCUUGCUAGGAACCAACGGACCCAACCCCACGAAAGAGCUGCCGGUAUAG
Molecule: messenger RNA, 873 nt
Organism: Colletotrichum karsti
Lineage: Eukaryota; Fungi; Ascomycota; Sordariomycetes; Glomerellales; Glomerellaceae
Exons: 3
Coding region: 1-873 (290 amino acids)
Source: RefSeq, a predicted model, not a curated record